This is a messenger RNA of Didymodactylos carnosus, 543 nucleotides long. The record is from the annotation of a GenBank genome assembly. NCBI's taxonomy places the organism in Eukaryota, Metazoa, Rotifera, Eurotatoria, Philodinida, Philodinidae.
AUGACUAUUAAAAAAUAUUUAGUUCUUAGUCUGUUAGUGUUAGUUACAUGUGUUCAUUGUUAUAUUAUUGAUGAUGAAGAAAUGCAAUUAAGAGAACGUUCAUUUGUUGAUGUCGAUAACGAUGCUGAAGAUAACAAUUUACAAGAACGACUAAGUCAUAAACAUCGUGCAAUUGCGGCUGAUGAUGAUAUGUCACGCAAUGAUUUAUUAGAAUAUUUAUUCAAUCGUCGAACGUUAGAGAGAAAACGUCAGACAGGUGUUUGCGGAAGAGACACUAAUGGUCAGUCCAUUUACUGUCAACCAUCAUCACUUCUUUGUGUAAAUGUAAGAACUGGAGCUACUACUCGUUGUUCUACAUGUCCAGCAACAGCGACACCCCAAAAUAAUCCGUGUGGACCUUGGUGUGGUUGGUAUUUAUAUGGCUAUGCACCUCGUGGCGCUCCAUCUUGCGCACGACCUACCUCUGUUGCAUCGGUCUAUAAUCAGUGUACCGUCUGUGCAUCAUAUAAAUGUCCAUGUGUAGCUACUGCAGGUCGCAAAUAG